Molecule: messenger RNA, 1990 nt
Organism: Protopterus annectens (West African lungfish)
Lineage: Eukaryota; Metazoa; Chordata; Ceratodontiformes; Protopteridae
Product: inositol 1,4,5-trisphosphate receptor-interacting protein-like
Exons: 2
Coding region: 419-1672 (417 amino acids)
Source: RefSeq, a predicted model, not a curated record
AGAAUUUCAGCUUCAUUACUCAUCUCUUCUGAAUACUAUAAAUCCAACUUAAACUCUGAAUGAUUCAUUAUUAAAGGUGUGUAUAUACUACUGGGAUAACCUGAACAACAAAGUAAGACGACAAACUUACCAUCCAGGGAAGAAGAACUUGCAAACUUUUUACAGUAAAAUACAGAGCUAUUAAGGAAAUCCUUCUUCGAAAUGUACUAUUCCUGAAGACAAGACAAGGGAACAUUUGAGAAUAAAUUUGAACUCUUAGAAAUGUCUCCUGAAGCAGGACUGAAUUUGCAUAGUUUAAUUUCUAACGGGCAUUAACAUAGUCCAAAGAUCCCCUUCUACUUAACAGAUUUGGUAAAAUAAUUUUCUCGUUCUUUUCUGGAUAUAUUUCUCAUUUUCAUUAUUUUCCGUACUACCACUGAUGGAAAACAGCGAUUCAUUCUUUGCAAUCAUUUUACACGUACUGCUAUUGUGUAUUGGCAUGGUUAUUGUGUUGAUUCGUUAUUUUGUAGAAAGAAAAGGAAAAAAAUCAAUUUAUCAUCAGAUAGGUGACAAGAUUGACUUCUCCUCUUCUGAACUACUGGAACACAAAAACUUUGCAGAAGUAAUUGUGAAAAAAUUAUUAAAGAAGAUGCAAGAUCUGUCUGUUGCAGGAGACCCUCAUAUAUCUAGUAAUAUUAUUGGGAUCGGUAGUGCUUUUGAAAAUUUGAAGGUCAAACCCCAAAUACAAUUUGACUUUAUUGUUCUAAUUUCUCUCCCUUUUCAAUAUGUAUCACAAUGUAUAAUUGAUGAAGAUGAUAUACCGAAUGCAUAUGGGAAGAUUCUGGUCUCAAAAGACUGGUUUGUUAAUUUGGUGAUAACAGUAUGGUAUGGAAGGCAAUGUGACUUUCUGGGCAAAAUGUGUAACAGAAACUACCUUUCAGCUAAGGCUGUCCGUGAAAGGUUCCGUUCCUUAGCUGACAUGGCAAUGAACAUACUUAAUGAAGAAGAAGAAUAUAUAAACCUUACGUUUUUACAGCAGGGGCCUACUCUGAAAAUUGAGAGAAGAGGAGCACCAGAAAUUUUAGUUGAUUUGGUCCCUGCACUGAAAGAUGAUAGCAUUUACCUUGUAGCAAAUGUAUAUGGAGGAGAGUUUGAACUGGAUCACUGUAAAGAUGUUUUGUGGAGACUGUCUUUUUCCGUUCAAGAAAAAGCAUUUUUGGAACAGAAGGAUUUGAUUUUACCUAAGAACGCUUGUCAUAAAAGAGCCCUUCAGAUCCUGAAGUAUUUGAAACAAGAAGAGAGGAAUUCAGAAACACCCCCACCAUUAUGGUGCAGAAGACUGAGCUCUUACCAUUUAAAAACAGUUUGGCUCCAUCAGUUGCAUAAGACACGCACAGGUCAAUGGGAUGAGACUCUUCUGGAAGAAAGGGUCUUAGAGCUACUGGAUCAUUUGAUUCAUCAUUUGGAAUUACAAACUCUCCAUCAUUUCUUCUUGGGAAACACAAAACUGAUUAAGCAGGCUGGUUCACUGUGUAUACCUAAGCAUUUUCUAAGGAAAGGUUUAAACUACAAUUUAUAUGAUGAAAUUCAUCACAAAACAAUAGCCCAGUCUAUAUGUGAGCUCAAGGAAUUGAAAAAGAAUAUAAAUUUGCAUAUGACAUAUGUGCUUUCAAAUCUCUCAGCAAGACAUUAAACAUAUGCCAAUGGCAGAAGUCAUUGGGUCAAGAAGUAAAUUAGUUGCAAUACUUUUAUUUUCAUAAUCAUAAGUGGCCAUGCAAAACAUAUGCAAUAUUAAUAAUGCUUUUUACUUAAGUGAUACGUCUUGUUGCAGCAAGUGAUUGAAACCUAUAACUAUCUUUAGGGCUGUCUACAAGCAGAGAAAUGCCAUCUUUUUUGCUAAUAGCCUAGCAUUUGCUUUAAUACCACAAUCAUAAUGAAAGUGGCUAUUGAGAUAUACUGUUAAAUAGAUUCCAUUUUAUGAAUAAAUAAAUUUUCUGUGCUCUUGAAUACA